Messenger RNA from Pieris macdunnoughi, 1608 nucleotides. Lineage: Eukaryota; Metazoa; Arthropoda; Insecta; Lepidoptera; Pieridae. The record is from the annotation of a GenBank genome assembly.
AUGGGUAAAAAAGUUUUCGUAGUUGGUGUCGGAAUGACAAAAUUUGUAAAACCUAGUACGGAUAAGGAUUACCCAGAUUUUGGAAAGGAGGCCGUAAUUGACGCCUUGGCUGAUGCUCGUAUUAAAUACGAGGAUGUGCAGCAAGCAGUUUGCGGUUACGUUUUCGGGGAUUCUACAUGUGGCCAACGAGUACUCUAUCAAAUUGGUAUGACUGGUAUACCCAUUUACAAUGUGAAUAAUAACUGCUCGACUGGUUCUAAUGCACUAUUUCUAGCCAAGCAACUAAUCGAAGGCGGCAUUUCUGACAUUGUAUUGGCUGUAGGUUUUGAAAAAAUGACACCUGGAGCCCUAAGCGGAGGUGUAUACACAGAUAGAACUAAUCCAAUCGAUAGACACACCCUUAAAAUGGCAGAACUUGCAGAUUUAACUGGAGCUCCAAUCACUGCACAAUACUUUGGAAAUGCUGGCUUAGAACACAUGAAGAAGUACGGAAGUACAGAAGUACAUAUAGCAAAAAUAGCUGCAAAAAAUCACCGCCAUGGUGCCAAAAAUCCUCGUGCUCAAGGAAACCGUGUAUACACUGUUGAAGAGGUGUUAAAAUCAAGAAAAAUAUAUGGACCACUUACAAAACUAGCUUGUUGUCCAACCAGUGAUGGUGCUGGAGCUGCUGUACUUAUGUCAGAGGAUGCAGUGGUCCGGUAUGGGUUACAAAACAAAGCUGUUGAAAUCAUUGGCAUGGAAAUGGCAACUGAUACUGAGGCUGUUUUUAAAGAAAACAGUUUAAUGAAGGUAGCAGGAGCUGAUAUGACCGCACUAGCUGCUAAGCGUUUGUAUGCUAAAACUGGAAUUUCUCCAAUGCAAGUAGAUGUAGUUGAAUUACAUGAUUGCUUUGCUUCUAAUGAGAUGAUUACAUAUGAAGGGCUCCAACUCUGUGGGGAAGGUGAGGCAGGCAAGUUUAUUGAUGCCGGAGAUAAUACUUAUGGUGGACGUGUAGUUGUGAAUCCAAGUGGAGGUUUGAUAGCCAAAGGGCAUCCUUUGGGUGCAACGGGACUUGCUCAAUGUUCAGAAUUAGUUUGGCAACUACGUGGAGAGGCUGGUGACAGACAGGUGCCACGCGCCCGAAUCGCACUACAACACAAUUUAGGUAUUGGCGGAGCCGUUGUUCUCACGAUGUAUCGCAAAGGAUUCCAAAAUGCCACAACCAACCAGGUUGCAGCAAUCUCCGAUAACCCUGAAGAGUUCAAAGUAUUCAAAUACAUGAAGAUUCUCGAAGAUGCAAUGGCGAACGACGAAGACAAACUGAUCGAAAAAGUCAGAGGCAUCUAUGGAUUCAAAGUUAAGGGUCCAGGAGGAGCAGAGGGCUACUGGGUGAUCAACGCGAAGGAUGGCAAGGGCAAAGUGUCAUACAAUGGCAAGGACAAAUGUGACGUCACAUUCACGAUCAACGACAACGACGUCGUCGACCUAAUCUCUGGAAAACUUAAUCCGCAGAAGGCAUUUUUCCAGGGCAAAAUCAAGAUCCAAGGCAACAUGGGCCUUGCGAUGAAAUUAACUGAUUUGCAACGCACUGCCGCGGGAAGAAUCGACGCAAUUCGCUCGAAACUGUAA